Messenger RNA from Chrysochloris asiatica (Cape golden mole), 516 nucleotides. It is a transcript of the gene TOMM20, whose product is annotated as translocase of outer mitochondrial membrane 20 homolog (yeast). The coding region runs from base 79 to 516 and encodes 145 amino acids. Gene Ontology annotation, cellular component: mitochondrial outer membrane; mitochondrial outer membrane translocase complex. Gene Ontology annotation, molecular function: transmembrane protein transporter activity. The record is from RefSeq and is a predicted model, not a curated record. Gene Ontology annotation, biological process: protein targeting; tRNA import into mitochondrion; protein import into mitochondrial matrix. Lineage: Eukaryota; Metazoa; Chordata; Mammalia; Afrosoricida; Chrysochloridae. The transcript has 5 exons.
GGUAGGCUUCUGGUUAACGGCUCCUUUGCGGGCUGUCGCCGGCCGCCGCCCCCGCCCACACUCCGCUGUCUAGAGAAAAUGGUGGGUCGGAACAGUGCCAUUGCCGCCGGUGUAUGCGGGGCGCUUUUCAUCGGGUACUGCAUUUACUUCGACCGCAAGAGACGGAGCGACCCUAAUUUCAAGAACAGACUGCGAGAGCGAAGAAAGAAACAGAAGCUUGCCAAGGAGAGAGCUGGACUUUCCAAGUUACCUGAUCUGAAAGAUGCUGAAGCUGUCCAGAAAUUCUUCCUUGAAGAAAUACAGCUUGGUGAAGAGUUACUAGCACAAGGUGAAUAUGAGAAGGGUGUGGACCAUUUGACAAAUGCGAUUGCUGUGUGUGGGCAGCCACAGCAGUUACUACAAGUGUUACAGCAAACCCUUCCACCACCAGUGUUCCACAUGCUUCUGACUAAGCUUCCCACAAUUAGUCAGAGAAUUGUAAGUGCUCAGAGCUUGGCUGAAGAUGAUGUGGAAUGA